Molecule: messenger RNA, 1127 nt
Organism: Olea europaea var. sylvestris
Lineage: Eukaryota; Viridiplantae; Streptophyta; Magnoliopsida; Lamiales; Oleaceae
Product: 3-oxoacyl-[acyl-carrier-protein] reductase FabG-like
Exons: 3
Coding region: 109-957 (282 amino acids)
Molecular function (GO): oxidoreductase activity
Source: RefSeq, a predicted model, not a curated record
UAUUGUCAAAUUAAAAAAUGCACUGGAAAUUUCUCUGUCAUCUCAACUAUAAAAAGUUUAAACGUUAAACCUUACGGCACGAGUGCACGAGAAUAUCACUACACGUGAAUGGAGAUCUUGGAGCCAUGGCAGGAAUUGAAAAACAAGGUCGUGAUGGUGACUGGCGCGUCGUCGGGUCUGGGUCGGGAGUUCUGUUUGGACUUAGCCAAAGCCGGAUGCAAAAUUAUAGCCGCCGCCAGGCGAAUCGACCGCCUGAAAUCGCUCUGCGAUGAGAUCAAUGACGGUAUUACUUCCUCCAGAUCGAAUGAUGCGAGCCACGGUCAAGCCAGAGCUGUGGCUGUGGAACUGGACGUCAGCGCCGCUGGACCAACCAUUGAGGCUUCUGUGCAAAAGGCUUGGGAUUCGUUCGGAAGAAUCGAUGCUUUGGUCAAUAAUGCCGGUAUUAGAGGUCCUGUGCACACGCCACUGGACUUGUCUGAGGAGGAAUGGGACAACAUCAUGAAAACAAACCUGAAGGGGAACUGGCUGGUAUCGAAGUAUGUUUGCAUGCGAAUGCGUGAUACGAAACUGGGAGGAUCUGUCAUUAAUAUCUCCUCCAUUGCUGGUCUUCACCGUGGGCAACUACCGGGAGCCCUUGCUUAUUCUGCUUCAAAGAUCGGUGUUAACACCCUGACAAAGGUUAUGGCCAUGGAAUUGGGAGAAUUCAAAAUAAGAGUGAACUCAAUAUCUCCUGGGCUAUUCAACUCCGAGAUAACGCAAGGACUCAUGCAAAAAGAUUGGCUAAAAAAUGUUGCCUUGAAAACCGUCCCUUUAAGAACUUUUGGGACAUCUGAUCCUGCGUUGACAUCACUUGUGCGAUACUUAAUCCAUGAUUCCUCUGAGUAUGUCACGGGCAAUGUCUUCAUUGCUGACGCUGGAGCCACUUUACCAGGUGUCCCAAUUUUCUCUUCUCUUUAGUUAUCCAAAGGAAUGAUGUUAUUUUUUGUUCAAAGAAACCAAAUUAGAUUCAUUUUCGAAAUAAAUUCUAAUCGUUGCCUGUUUGAAGAUUUUGUUGCAUAUGAAGUAUUCGAUGUACUGAGUAAUUUAUUUUCUCAUUGAAGCUGAAUCCGUCUCAAAAUUAGUCAGAA